This is a messenger RNA of Mercurialis annua (annual mercury), 1717 nucleotides long. RefSeq names its product ribulose bisphosphate carboxylase/oxygenase activase 2, chloroplastic-like. Gene Ontology annotation, cellular component: chloroplast stroma; thylakoid. Lineage: Eukaryota; Viridiplantae; Streptophyta; Magnoliopsida; Malpighiales; Euphorbiaceae. The transcript is spliced from 7 exons. The record is from RefSeq and is a predicted model, not a curated record. The coding region runs from base 112 to 1530 and encodes 472 amino acids. Gene Ontology annotation, molecular function: ATP hydrolysis activity; ATP binding; ribulose-1,5-bisphosphate carboxylase/oxygenase activator activity.
AAAUAUUUUAGCUAUAACUAUAAGUCUCACACACUUCACUCUACACUUCAGAAAAAUUCUCUUUAAAAUCUUUAAAAUCUUUUGUUAUUUUUCUCUGCUUGAUCAUCAGCUAUGGCUGCUACCAUCUCCACCGUCGGAGUUGUCAACAGAGCUCCGCUGGCCUUGAAUGGCUCCGGAGCUGGAUCCUCUGUCCCAACUUCAGCUUUCUUCGGCAACAGCCUGAAGAAAGUGAACUCAGCAAGGUUCUCCAAGAUUUCAGGAAGCAGCUUUAAGGUUGUUGCGGAGGCCGAUGAGGAAAAACAAACUUCUAAAGACAGAUGGGGCGGUCUUGUCACCGACAUGUCCGAUGAUCAGCAAGAUAUCACCAGAGGAAAGGGUAUGGUUGACUCUCUCUUCCAAGCUCCCCAAGAUGCUGGAACUCACUAUGCUGUCAUGAGUUCUUACGAAUACAUGAGUACCGGUCAACGCAAUUACUUGGACAACAACAUGGAUGGUUUCUACAUUGCUCCUGCUUUUAUGGACAAGCUUGUUGUUCACAUCACCAAGAACUUCAUGACCCUGCCUAACAUCAAGGUUCCUCUUAUUUUGGGUGUCUGGGGAGGCAAAGGACAAGGAAAAUCCUUCCAAUGUGAGCUUGUCUUUGCCAAGAUGGGAAUCAACCCAAUCAUGAUGAGUGCCGGAGAAUUAGAAAGUGGAAACGCUGGUGAACCCGCGAAGCUCAUCAGGCAAAGGUACCGUGAGGCAGCGGAUAUUAUCAAAAAGGGAAAAAUGUGCUGCCUAUUCAUCAACGAUCUCGAUGCUGGAGCUGGUAGAAUGGGAGGAACUACACAAUAUACUGUCAACAACCAGAUGGUCAAUGCUACACUCAUGAACAUUGCUGAUAACCCGACCAAUGUUCAACUUCCCGGUAUGUACAACAAGGAAGAGAACCCUCGUGUUCCCAUCAUCGUUACCGGUAACGAUUUCUCUACAUUGUAUGCUCCUCUUAUCCGUGAUGGUCGUAUGGAGAAAUUCUAUUGGGCACCUACUAGGGAUGACAGAAUUGGUGUGUGCACUGGAAUCUUCAAAACUGAUAAUGUUCCUCAAGAGGGCAUUAUCAAGGUUGUUGAUACCUUCCCCGGUCAAUCCAUCGAUUUCUUCGGUGCGUUGAGGGCGAGAGUUUACGACGAUGAGGUGAGGAAGUGGAUCGGGGGAGUCGGAGUGGAGAAAAUUGGAAAAAGCCUUGUGAACUCGAAGGAAGGACCGCCGACAUUCGAGCAACCAAAGAUUACCGUUGAGAAGCUCCUUGAGUAUGGAAACAUGCUUGUUCAAGAACAAGAUAAUGUGAAGAGAGUCCAAUUGGCUGAAAAAUACUUGAACGAGGCUGCUCUUGGUUCAGCCAACCAAGAUGCCAUUGAUAGUGGAAAUUUCUACGGUAACGCUGCUCAGCAAGUACAUAUACCAGUUCCUGAAGGCUGUACCGACCCGAAUGCUAAGAACUUUGACCCGACUGCUAGAAGUGAUGAUGGAAGCUGCAGUUAUUCAUUGUGAGGCCUUUUUAUUAGGAUUUCCAAAAUAUUUGUCUGUGGAAGGAUAAUUCCUUUCCAAUUCGAUGUGGGAUAAUCAACUUUAUUUUUGUUUGCCCUGUGUCUUUUGCAUGGAUUAAUGUUGUCCUCUAAUUUUGUGUAAUAUUUACAUUUUUCAAUUUUAAUUAAAUGUGCUUUGUUUUCUGUUUUCA